Messenger RNA from Anarrhichthys ocellatus (wolf-eel), 2138 nucleotides. RefSeq names its product RAB27A, member RAS oncogene family (gene rab27a). The coding region runs from base 247 to 909 and encodes 220 amino acids. The record is from RefSeq and is a predicted model, not a curated record. Gene Ontology annotation, molecular function: GTP binding; GTPase activity. NCBI's taxonomy places the organism in Eukaryota, Metazoa, Chordata, Actinopteri, Perciformes, Anarhichadidae. The transcript has 6 exons.
UCGUAGCCUCCGGUGAGCCGUCUAACGGGAGGAGGAGCUGUUUCCCAACGACCACGGGGAGUAAAGGAGCUGCUCGGUGUUAAAGAAGCUGGUCUCAUGUCAACCGAGAGUCGAGACGCGAAGGACAAAGUAAAGCCAUCCGUUAUUCACCUCUCGGUAAAGUCUUCAUCACUUUUUAAAACCACUUUUUUUUGCCAGCAGGACACAGUGCGCAGCAGCAACGCCCCGCUGAAAUAAGCGCUCACUAUGUCUGAUGGGGACUAUGAUUACCUCAUCAAAUUCCUAGCCCUCGGUGACUCUGGCGUGGGAAAGACAAGCUUCCUCUACCAAUACACAGACACCAAGUUUAACUCCAAGUUCAUCACUACAGUUGGAAUAGACUUCCGAGAAAAAAGAGUGGUAUACAAGUCAACAAAUCCAGAUGGAUCUUCAGGUAGAGGACAGAAGAUCCACAUGCAGCUGUGGGACACUGCAGGACAGGAGAGGUUUCGGAGUUUGACGACCGCGUUCUUUAGAGAUGCAAUGGGCUUCCUCCUUCUGUUUGACCUCACAAAUGAACAAAGCUUCCUCAACGUCAGAAACUGGAUGAGUCAGUUACAGAUUCACGCAUACUGCGAAAGUCCAGACGUCGUUUUAUGUGGCAACAAAUGUGACCUGUCGGAUCAGAGAGCAGUCCGUGAAGACGAGGUCCGUGAGCUGGCAGAGAAAUACGGAAUCCCAUACUUUGAGACGAGUGCUGCAAACGGGCAGAACGUGAACCAGGCUGUGGACGUCCUGCUGGAUCUCAUCAUGAAGAGGAUGGAACGAUGUGUUGACAAGUCUUGGAUCCCUGAUGGGACCGUCCGAGUUAAUGGACCCACCAACGCAGACCUCUCAGAGGGCUCUGAUAGGAGCAAAUGUGCAUGUUAGAAUGAACAGUGGUCACAGUACAUAUCUGUGGCCAUAAUACUGGAGAAGAAAAUGGGAAGACAUCCAGGUUAAACAGUGGGAGAAUAAACAGUAUAGUUUUAUUAUAAAUUAGGUGAAACUUGACGUGAUUUGUGUCCAUUGGCCCACAAUGCACUGCACUGGCAAGGUGUAUUAUUUGUCAGUACAGAUAAAGUGCCUUUUAAAUGUGGGCAUUUCAUUUAAAUUUGUAUAAUGGGUCUUUUGAAUACUUAAUUCAUAUUGGAGGAUGGGAUAUUUUUUUUUAUGAUGCUGAAAUUUACAGUUGGUUAAAUGUUGACUGUGAUACCUGCAGUCAUAGUUUAUUGUGGGUGUAAAAUCUGCUACGGAUGUACUUUAAGGAAACUUAAGUUACAUGCGACUGAUGCUCUACUGAAUGUCCUGCUGAAUACUGCAACUGUGACGAUACCCUUCGUUAAAAAUAUACAUGAUUUUGCUCAGGCGAGAUCCUAGAUGCUUAAUGCCCAGGGCCCACAACAUUUGGAUAUUAGUUAUUAACUGAAACAAUGACCAUCUUUGCUGAAAUCAUAAGAAAUUAAUUAACUUUUAUCAAAUGCCUCCAACUUCAGGGAAAAAGAGCAGAGGUGUUAUUUCACACAGGCAAUGUAAUGUUUUUAUUGAGUGUGGCUAUCGUUUAGGCCGUCAACUUCUAAAGUAUUUCUAAUAGAAACCCUGUAUUCAAGUGCUAGAUGCAGUGGAAAGAGCUGCGAGCUCCAUUGCUAAACUCUCUAACCUUCACUAGAUUAUUGGAUCGAGGGUGUUUUGUUUCAUGUGUCAAUGUUAACAAGUAGGCUGUUGAAUUUGUUGAUUUUUGAAAAAUGCCCAGAUGUUUUUAAUGCCAAGUUGUAUAAGAAAGGCAGUAAGAUGUGACCUUCAUUUCAGUUAACUUUUAGUCCACUUUAUAAUACCACUGAUAUUUUAUAAAUACGUUCACUCACAAAUCCACAUAAUUUGUGAUAUAUAUAUAUAAAUAAACAUAAUAGAGGGUGAAACAAUGUUUUAGUUUAGACACGUAUAUUUUUCCACUCAUUUUCACAGAUUUGAAAAACUACUGCCAAAAUUUAAUUUGAUUAUAUUAGUAAGACUACACUGAAAUAUUUAAUAUUUUCAAUUGUGCCAUACAGUUUUCAUAUGCAAUAUAUGUAAAUGAUGUCCAAAAAUAAACAAUUUAUUUAUGUAUUACUUGAAACAUA